Messenger RNA from Dicrocoelium dendriticum, 348 nucleotides. The record is from the annotation of a GenBank genome assembly. NCBI's taxonomy places the organism in Eukaryota, Metazoa, Platyhelminthes, Trematoda, Plagiorchiida, Dicrocoeliidae.
AUGCUAAUCAAUGCUUCAGAAGAUACUCUCCCUUGCGAUGAUUUCCUGCAGUUCACGAGUCUGUUAAGUUCAUGGCGAAAGAAUGACGAUCGCGUGCGGCAUGAAUUGAAUAAUUUGUUACCCACAGCGUCAUUCCAGAGCAAGGUAGACCACGAAGAGAAAUGUCGUAGUUUUUUAACGCAGAUGUUAUCCGAACAUGAGCGGCGAAAUUGUGCGAUAAAACGGUGCUUAGCACAUUCUACUGCACGCCUGGUUGAUCUGCGGGAAGACCAGGCAAAUAUUGACAGCCCAACAAAGCAGGAAUUGUCCCGGCAACUACCACCGCCAGUUCCAGGCCGAGUUGCUUGA